UGCUUCACGUCGCACUUUACGCAGUGCGUUUUCUACGUCAUCGGAAAUGUGCAGAGUCCCGUUGUGGAGAACGACUUUCAACGUCCUCAGACCACACCCCCUCGUACCCCAGUCGACCCUGAGCAUUGGGGCCUCACCCUGUCAACGCGUCCUGCUGCAACAAACGGCAAUCCCUAGUCGUUCCCGUCGAUCAGACUCACCGCCAACGUGACGUACGACCGCAUAGACGUUCACGCAGCAACAUUAGCCGUCCGAAUCACCGAGAACGGACGAAAAAGCGGAGAUUUGGAGGCGUUUUUUAUCAGAGCGCACUUGAUGGUCAGUCAUGCCGCUCUUGAACAAGAAACCGUUCGUCAUACGACCUCCUCCCGAUGACCUCGACCCGGACGAGGAAAUAUUCGUGUGUCAGUGGACAAACGAAGCCUUCAGAGACUACGAGCAUUAUGUCGACAGAACAAUCCAGUGCAGCAGUCUCAUUUGGAGCUGCGAGUUAACGGGCAGAAGCGGUUUGACAUAUCGCGAGGCGGUCGAUAGUGAGGCGGAGGCGAAGCGUCAGAUCGAGUCAUUUCCUGAUGCUCUCAGACGCGCUGUGCUCUUCCUAGCGUCUCAGGUACGUCGCAACGGUAUCGGUCUACUGGUUGAGGACGUGUUUGCGUUUUAUCGUGAGCGGUAUGUGGAGGGAGAAGAUCUAGAGUUGCGUUUUCAAGAUCAGAAAUAUGAUGCUCGUGUCGUGUCUGUUUGUCUGUCUGAUCAUAUUUAUGAGGCUGCAGUUCCUGACUGGCACGCUGGCAUGGCGUAUGGGUAUAAGUAUGUUGCUGCUGUUGUUGGACCGCACCCGGACGCUUUUCUGUAUCGAGUGGAGUAUGUGUCUUCUGGUGUGCCUGUCAAUUCUCCGACUUGUGUGUCUAGAAGAUCUCUGAGUCGUAGGAAGUUUUCUAAAGAGAUGAUCAAACUGAUUUUGCGAUUCAGCAUGCAUCGUGCUGGGAGUAGUGAGAAAACUCCUUGGGUGGUAAAGCCUCACAUUGUUGAGAGAUAUUCUCUUGACAGACCUCCAUCUCAUUUCUAUUAUUUGGCAUACAAUCCAGCUGCUGUUGAUCCACAGAAUGGAGUUGUUGUUUCAGAGUUUUUGCCCACUUUGGCAACAGAGGAGACUGGAUUGGCUGAUGGGAAGAAUAAUUAUUCGUGCCCUGUUGUUACCAAGUCAGGCCUCACAGCUGAAGAAAGUCAAAUAGUGGCUUCAUCACCUCUUGACUGCCGGCAGACUCGUUCUAGUAUAUUCCCUCCUCUCAGUAUGUCCUCUCCUCUUUCAGUCAAUCAAGUUCAUCUCAAAAGAACAAUGGAAGUUCUUGAACAACUCAGUCACUCCAGCCUCUCACCUAGUGAACGUAAGGUUCUGUGGGAAGAAGAAGUGGCAAGACGACAAGAAGAAAAACAGGUGGAAAGAGCGUUGAAGAAACAAGAGCUGGAGUCAUUGAAGUUAAAAAGGGAAAUUGAUAAACACAAGAAGAAGGAGGAAAAACGGUUGGUGCUAGAGAACCUUCGUAUGAGCAGAGAAGAGGAGAAGUCAAAGAAGAAAGAGGAGAAACUGAAAGUGAUUGAAUUAGAGAAGCUGAAAAAGAAGGAAGAUCGAGAGAGAGAAAGGGAGAGAGUUCGCAAAGAAAGAGAGAUAGCAAGGGAAGCCUACUUGGAAUGGGCACGACCAAGAGAUGAUUUGGAGUGUGAGGACCAUAAGCCAUUGCCAAGGCCAACACCUGUUCACUCAGUACUAAAGUCGGAUGAAUUGCAUGAAGCACUUAUGCUUCUGGAAUUUAUGCAGACUUUUCAACAGUUUCUCAGUUUAGAAGAGCCAUAUGAAGAUGGAUACACCUUAGAAUUGAUUGAAGAAGCUCUUGUCAGCUGCAGUUCUAAAACUCCAUUGUGUGCUAUUAUAAGUUCACUGUUGAAGGGCAUUUUUCACUUACAAGAUGCUGAGGAAGAGUGCAAACCAGCUGUUCUGAGCAACAACGUAUCUCAAGAUCAACCUGGUACGUCUAGAGCAGAUGAUACUGAUGCAGAGGGAAGUCAGCCGGUAGAAAUGUCAUCUAAUGAUAACCAAAAUAGUCAAACAAGUGCUGAAAUGCUUCCAAAGCCUGCAGACACUCUGAUGCAUGAGAUGGUAACAGAAAAGCGAAUGUCUGAUUGUGACCGCGUCAGUGGCGGUGAUACUUCAGUCUGUGAUGGAGAGAGAGUAGAGAGCAUGGAGAUUGACAAUGUAUGUACGACUCAAAAAGGCCAAAGUGCAGAAUUUGAAUGCAAUGUUGGACUCACUGAAUGUCAACAGGGUGAAGACCUCACUUCUACCGGAGAAGAUGAGGUAGCUGCUACUUCAGCAGCAUUUGACUCUAUUGAGUCAGCUCGUGCUGCUUUUCUUUGGCCUCUUCACCACCAGGGUGCGUUGCUUAGUGAGAUCCCUUUAGAACCGUUGACUGUCAGUGAAGUGUUGCGUCUUCACCUGAGGUGCGCUGGAGGUCGUGCCUUCUCACAAGUCGCCAAUUUUCGUUACACAAGACGCGGUGGAUUUACAGACAGUGACGAUCCGGUGUCUGAACUGAAGAGUUCUGAUCCGGGGCUGGUUAAAAAGUUAGAAACAGAACUGAUUUACUGCUUGACGGUUGAAGAAAAGCUCAAGCUUUUAUCAACGUUAUCCAACCAAAUAUUAACGUUUGCUGCCGUUCGAGAUUUUAUGGAGGAAAGCAUGACGCAGUACCGACAGUCGAAGCGUAAACUAAAAGAGCUGCAACAAGAAAUAGAAAAAAGACGCCGUGAAGAGCACGUAUUGCGGAAGCAGCAACGCAGAGAGGAGAAAGUAAAGAAAGUAAACGGAGAAGUGAAGAACGACGAAAGAAUGAUUGACUUGGUUUGUACGGACAAAAUGGAAAGGGCAGAAGGAGAGAACAGGAAGAAAUUUGGAACUGAAGAAGAGUCACGGAGUGGCUGUACGUCGAGCAGUGAAAAUGAAGAUGAUGAAGUAUCAAAGAAUAGAGAAGAGGAAGAUUCUAAAGACUGGCGUAGUGAAUUGAAUAAGAGAGAAGCAGAGCUAUUGGAACAAAUGGUGCUCGAAGGAGCGCCAUACAAUCUUUGUCCUUUGGGUGUUGAUCGAAUAUACCAGACCUAUUGGCUCUUUCCUUCACUUCCUGCCGUGUUUGUUCAACAAGCGGACAACAUGUCUCUCCGGCUUGUCCAGUCUCAAUUGAGUUUGCGUCCUCGCGUCCCUCUUCCUUUGUAUGAUAGCUCAGCUCUACCAUCUACCGGUUCAUUGUGUGGCUGGUCAUUGUACACUAAAGUACAGGAGAUAGAAUCUCUUGAGUUGGCACUUAAUCAACGCGGCUUUCGUGAGAAAGCUCUUCGCGAGCAAUUAAGGCGUCAGAGACUGUGGAUUGCUCGUUCUGUAGCUGAUAGUGACCACACGAUUGAGCACUUGUCUGGGAAGGAAAUAGAAACGGAUGAGGACUCACUACCAAUUAAUGGGCAAAAUGAGGUUCUAGAGUGUUUGCGAACAGAGAUUCUUGACAUGGAAGAUAAGAUAUAUAAUGGCAGCUUGGGUUGCGUGCAAUGUGGUAGUCGGGACAGCUGGAGAAGCCACGUUGCUCACAUUGAAUUUGUUUCAUGUGACGCCUCUUCUGUUGAUGAUUGGGACCGUUUGGGUGCCAUUCGGUCACUCUCAAAGGCUGUACUCGAUCUAGCUGCCGCAGUUGAUGGUAGGUUUCUUAGUAAACCUCUGACUGCGGAGGGCAGGAAGACGUCUCUGGCACUGAAAGAUGUCAGGAACAGUCGAUGGCUUUUAAAGAAUCUAAAACUGCAGCUUGAGUCGGGAUGUUUGGAACAGUGGCGGGCGUCUUUGGCGUCUUGCGUUAGUUUGUCUCAAGUUGCUGUUCAUUUGAAGACAUUAAACCGGUCAAUAUUAUGGAGUAAGUCUGUACUCAACGCCAGCUGUCGAUUGUGUAGACGGAAGGGUGACGCUUCUCUAAUGCUUCUGUGUGAUGGCUGUGACCGCGGGCACCACACGUACUGUUUGCACCCUCCAAUGGAACAAGUUCCAGAUGGUGACUGGUUUUGUGCAGAUUGCAAGAGUGGUGGACGGAAACGGAAACGUGGACGGAAAUCGAAUGCGUCUAGCAAGGCAAGGAAAGGGAAGAAAGAUGGGAAGAAGAAACGUGUAGAGGACAAAACUGGUGACAAGAAAACUCCUCAUCUGUUGGACGAUGAGUAUGUGUAUGACAUGUCUGUAAACAGCAGACGGAAAUCGUCUGAAGCUAGAGGGUCUGAUAAGGCCGGUCAACUAAAGAUGUGCGAGGAUCUCUGGAAGGAAGUGAAAGAUCACUGUGACAGUUGGCCGUUUUUGGAGCCAGUGAACAGGAAAGCAUACCCAGAUUAUUAUGAACUUAUUGAGAAUCCUGUCGAUCUUCAGAGCGUUCGACAUAAGCUCAAUGUAAUGGAUUAUGGAUCAACCGACGAGUUUGCUUCGGAUAUGCGCCUUAUGUUUCGUAACUGUGCUGUCUAUAACACAGCGCGAUCUGGUGUAGGCCGCGCGGGAGUGAAGCUGAGUCGUUUCUUUGAGAAACGUUUAGCUCAGAUGGGGCUGUGUAAACCAGUGAAACGAGGCAGUGCUGUGCAUUGAUUAGUAUUUAGAAUGAAAUCGUCUGUAUGUAUAUAUACGUUGGACUCUGUAUAAAGCAAAUAGCCAUCUACUAUUCUCUGUAUUUCACUACUAAAAAGAUUAGAACAUUGCUAUUAAUUAAAUUACAGCUGUAAAUGAAAAUGCUUGUUCUUGGCUCUUUUAGUGGUUCACAGCUUUUCGAAGGCACGCAGAUAGUUUGAAUUUUAUGUAGCUACAAUACAAAUCAAAAUCUGAUU
Corticium candelabrum is the source of this 4893-nucleotide messenger RNA. RefSeq names its product bromodomain adjacent to zinc finger domain protein 1A-like. Gene Ontology annotation, biological process: chromatin remodeling; regulation of heterochromatin formation; positive regulation of DNA replication. The record is from RefSeq and is a predicted model, not a curated record. Gene Ontology annotation, molecular function: DNA binding; protein binding. The coding region runs from base 326 to 4657 and encodes 1443 amino acids. Gene Ontology annotation, cellular component: CHRAC; nuclear chromosome. The transcript has 14 exons. NCBI's taxonomy places the organism in Eukaryota, Metazoa, Porifera, Homoscleromorpha, Homosclerophorida, Plakinidae.